This is a messenger RNA of Saprolegnia parasitica CBS 223.65, 1230 nucleotides long. RefSeq lists its product as hypothetical. Bases 1 to 1230 code for a protein of 409 amino acids. The record is from RefSeq and is a predicted model, not a curated record. Lineage: Eukaryota; Oomycota; Saprolegniomycetes; Saprolegniales; Saprolegniaceae. The transcript has a single exon.
AUGGACGCUUCCUCCUUUGUGCUGCUGCACCCAGCGUACACUGCGCUCGACUUUCUACCAGCCCAAGCAAUCGCCCUGCGCACUCUCUCCUCUCUCGUCGCCGCCUAUCCGCCAGCGUUUGAAGACUUGGAGACGGCGCGGCUCUUUCCACAUCUUUGCCGACAGCUCGUGCGCUUGAACGACGCUUCCACGUACGUCACCGCGACGGUCGACUUGUUUCUCGUCGUCAUCACACCACAGCCAUUGGUGCUGUGCGACUUGCACGAGCUACUUCCAUGGGCCAUGACGCAGCUCCAAAAGAAGCGGCAUCAACUCGCAGCUCUCCGGCUCUUGCGCGCGUGCCUUUGCCAUGCAGUGCCUCCACCGCACCUCUCGGUUGCUGGGGCGACACAGACAGCGUUGCGGUCCUCUGGCACACUCAUCGACAUCGCGUGGCUAGCCGUGUGUCAUACGAACGCUGCUGUCGCCACGGCUGCCGUGCAGCUCUGGACGGCCAUGCGGCAGGUAUCCGACGAAGGCUUUGUCGUCGAUGCAAUCGAGCAAGGGUGCGUGACCAUUCUUUUCACGCAUCAUCCGCAGUUCGCGCGAACGCUCCUUCCUACUAUCAGCGACGCUGUGGUGUCGCACUUGAUCAAGACCCUCGUUGUCACAACCAAUGCCUUGCUGCAGCGAAACAUCCUCGUCGCCCUACUUGCGCUGUUGGCCCACGAUCCGCGGAAGCGGUGUACCUUGCUCGACGACGGCUUUUCGUUGGUGCUUCAGACCACACUCCGCACGUCAAUUAAAAACAGUCCGCAGCUGCUGAACGACAUGCUGGCGGCGAUGCGUCAUCUUUGUGAGACCCGGUCGUCGCUGGUCGUGGCCGAGUGUCGGUUGCGGCUGACGCAAGAGAGUACGUCGCCGGUCGCUCUGGCAAUCCACGACUUUACGCUGCGGAAGGCCUUGCCCAAGGUGCGUGAUUUGUCAGUAGCGCAAGCGGUCGAGCUAAUUCAAGUCGCGCACGUCCUCGACCUCGAGCCAUUGACAUCGUGCGUCAUGGGAGCGUUCGGUCCUCGCGUCUCCUCCGAGUUGCUACCGAUGGCUCUGAGUCUGGGCGCACCGGCCGUCGCCGUCGCGUGCAUCGAUCGGCUCGUUGAAAUCGCCAACAACUCUCCAACCCAAUGGGACGUGGCGGCCGACAGCGUCGCGCUCAUUUUACAAUCGAUUCUGCUCGACUCGCAGCAGCAGUGA